This is a messenger RNA of Austrofundulus limnaeus, 6467 nucleotides long. RefSeq names its product Rho GTPase activating protein 32a (gene arhgap32a). Gene Ontology annotation, biological process: small GTPase-mediated signal transduction. The transcript has 22 exons. NCBI's taxonomy places the organism in Eukaryota, Metazoa, Chordata, Actinopteri, Cyprinodontiformes, Rivulidae. The record is from RefSeq and is a predicted model, not a curated record. Gene Ontology annotation, cellular component: cell cortex; fibrillar center; actin cytoskeleton. Gene Ontology annotation, molecular function: GTPase activator activity; phosphatidylinositol binding; protein binding.
ACACAACCACUGCGCCUCCUCCAGCUGAUGAGCAGCACCCUCACUGCAGCAGCCUAGAUCCGACUGAAGAAGGUCCGAGGGUGGGUGGGGGGAGACCCCAGGAGGACCCAUUCUGCAACCCCGAAGGGGCGCGCGCGGGCACGGAGAAAGCAGUUCAUCCGUGCGCGCUCCCAGCCAGCAGACUCCGAACCAAAGUCGCCGCCGCCGCCGCCGCCGCUGCCGCCGCUUCCCGGCUCGCCCUCAGCGCGAUGCCGCCCCCGAUCCGGGGCUUUCCUCCCGAAACCAUCUACCUCAGAUGAUCACCUGCGCUCGGAGUGCGCGCGUGCGAGCUGCGUGUUUCUGCAGUGCGAUGCUGACGGCAUGUUUCCUCCUCGUCGUGAAGCUCAGCGGCGCUGCGCAGCGUAGAGGAGCAGCAGGAGGCGCAGGAGGAGGUGCGGAAGGAGCGGGAGCGCUCACAGCGGGCUGUUGCAGCAAGGCAGCAUCAUGGAGGCUGGAUGCGUGGUUGCCGCGGUGAUUGAGAAUGCUGCUUCAGGACCCCAGGGAGAACCAGGAAGUAGUGACGUCCUUGAGGGUGAUGUGCUGCAGUCAGCUGAGCGGGACAAGGAUGAUGCCUUACCUCAAGCUACGAACAACCAUCCUCCAGAGGAUACACAACCACAAGAGAUAUCCACUGCCAUGCAGGUGAGGAGCGAUGACRUCACAGAUCAUCCAGCCGAGCCCCUCCUGCGCUCCUGCGUCAGCACCGCGAGCAUGAAGGUCAAGAACAUGAAGAAGUUAACGUUCCCCAAGGRUCACUUCCCCAGACUGGCAGAGUGUGCCCAUUUCCAUUAUGAGACUGUUGAUUUUGGCAACGUUCAGUUGGCUUUAGCAGAGGGGCAAACCGAAGGACCAAAGUCUGGGCUGGACUCUAAAGAACUCGUUUUUAUGAUCCAGAUCACCUGCCAGAGUCGAAACUGGUUGGUGAAGAGAUCUUAUGAGGACUUCAGGGUUCUGGACAAACACCUGCACUUGUGUAUCUAUGACCGUCGUUACUCCCAACUCGCUGAGCUUCCACGACACGACACCUUAACUGAAACUGUUGAGUCAGUCACCACGAUGUUGGCGAACUACCUGUCCCGCUUUUCUGCCAUAGCAGACAACAAAAUCAACUGUGGUCCAGUUUUAACAUGGAUGGAGAGCGACAACAAGGGGAACCAUCUGCUGGUGUCGGAGGAAGCUUCGAUCAAUAUCCCCGCCAUCGCUGCCGCCCACGUCACCAAGCGUUACACGGCUCAGGCCACCGACGAGUUAACCUUCGAGGUCGGAGACAUCGUGUCGGUCAUCGACAUGCCUCCCAAAGAAGACACGGGCUGGUGGAGAGGAAAACACGGCUUUCAGGUYGGUUUCUUCCCAUGUGACUGCGUUGAGCUCAUAAAUGAUAAGAUUCCCCCAAGUGUUCAGAACUCCGUGCCGAAGCCAGUGUGUAAGAGGCACGGGAAGCUUGUAACGUUCCUGAGGUCCUUCAUGAAGUCUCGGCCACCGCCACAGAAGCUCCGACAGCGCGGUAUCCUCCGGGAGCGAGUUUUCGGCUGCGAUCUCGGGGAACAUCUUCACAACUCAGGACACGAGGUCCCACAGGUGGUAAAAAGCUGUGCUGAGUUCAUUGAGAAGAAUGGAGUCGUGGAUGGAAUUUACAGACUGUCGGGGAUUUCUUCCAAYAUCCAAAAACUGAGGCAUGAGUUCGACUCAGAGCAGAUUCCAGAUCUGAGCAGAGACGUCUUCAGACAGGAUAUCCACUCGGUGGGCUCCCUGUGCAAGCUGUACUUCAGAGAGCUGCCCAACCCUCUGCUCACCUACCAGCUCUACGAUCGAUUCUCAGAGGCCGUGUCUGCAGCCACAGAAGAGGAGAGGCUGCUCAAAAUCCACAAUGUCAUUCAGCAGCUGCCCCCUCCACAUUACAGGACUCUGGAGUUCCUCAUGAGGCACCUCACCCGCCUGGCUGCCUUCAGCUCAGUCACUAACAUGCACACAAAAAACCUCGCUAUCGUCUGGGCUCCGAACCUCCUCAGGUCCAGGCAGAUCGAGUCGGCCUGCUUCAGUGGCACAGCGGCGUUCAUGGAGGUGCGUAUCCAGUCGGUUGUGGUGGAAUUCAUUCUCAACAAUACGGAGUCCCUCUUCAGYCCAAAACUCAGUGCUGUUUUAAGAGAAAACARUGGUAACAACACCUUGUCCAGACCAAAGUCCCUGAUGGUUUGCUCCCCAUCCACAAAGCUGUUAUCUUUAGAGGAGGCACAGGCUCGCACUCAGGCACAGCUUGGAUCGCCAGCUACCACCCCCUGCCUCACCCACAGCGACUACAUCGAGGUCGGGGAGGGGCCCGAAGCGCUCCUCGGCAAAUUCCAUACAGUCAUUGAGCUCCCCAUGGAGAGGUAGAGGCCUCCUGUUAGGUCUAAGAAGUCUCCCGUGGGGAACUGGUUGUCCUUUUUCCACCUGGGCAAGUCCCACUCUGUGUCCAAACGUAAACUGAAGCGACACCCGAGCGAACCCAACGAGAUAAAGAGCAUAGCACUGCCAGGUGGUCGAGGAGAUGGCGGCACAUUGCGGUCCACCAAAAGUGAAGAAUCUCUUACGUCUUUGCAAAAUUUAGAAGGAAAGCCUCCAAGUUAUCGACCCCUCAGACCUCGUUCAACCAGUGAAGCUGUUUCUGGAAUCAACAAUGACGAACAYGUCAGGAGAAAAGAUGACCACAGAACUCACCCCGGGACAGAAAGUAAUAAUGAUCUGGAUAAAGUUUGCGUUUCCCCACUUCAAUCGGAGGACGAUCUCGACCUUUUCCCGCCAGCUGCAGGCAUUUCGACKUUGGACUUUGACCCCAUGUCUUUUCAGUGCAGCCCAGCAUCAGCAACCCCUGCCCUUCAACGCAGCAGAGAUGGAAGCAAGUGGAAAAGGAGUGUAGGCUGUUCCAGUGAAUCAGAACCUAUCUCCCCUCCCAACAACAUCAUCUGCUCAUACUCUCCAGAUGCCAGCCCAGUACUCUGUAAAAAUGGGAAAAAGGUUACCUCCAAGCAGCUUUCUCCCAAACUGAGAAAGAAAUCCUUUAAAACGCUGGCAGAUGUUCAAACUGCAUCUGUUUCCCUGCCCCCCGUGUCGUCUUUCCCCCCUCAAGUGUGCGAGGCUCCAGUGGCAGAUGGAAAUGAGCCAAGAGCAACGGCCUUUCAGCGCUGCAGUCCGCCCAGCACAGCGAGUCAGGCACCAGCCGUGACGGACCGCACUCAGUCGGCACAGAACCUGCCAGAUCCAGGAACAGAUAGACUUAUGAGUUCAGUCUCUGUUCUCCCUCCUCACCCUUCCUCGAUGAGCGCCGCACGCAAGUUGGCUUUGGCGCUGGCUGAAACUGCCCAGAAGGCCAGCAGUGCCUCCCAGCGAAGGAGCAACACCCCGCUGCACGUUUUCCAGAGACAGGAAGCAUCUCACACCUACGACAGACUGCCAAGACCCUCUGCUCUGGAUCUCCAAGCGCACCCCCAGGAGUACUCCGCAGAGACUCGCUGCUGUUCUCAUCCUGUUCGUUUCUUACCUUCGCGUCUGUGCUCAGAGGUCAYUGAUGGUCAGGAGAGUGUGUGCAAUUUUACCCCUAAUGUCAGCCCACUUGGCUCAGGAAGCUUAGACGAAGGCAGUGCAGAAGAGAGGGACGACCCGGGAGGCAUUAAUCUAGAAGAACACACUUAUCAGAGUGUAGGAGUUUCGACUCCCGCUCAGCCUGUCUGCUUGGUUAAAAACCCUUCGACCUCUCCUGUGUAUGCCAACACAGACUCUGUAGAUGUUUAUAAUUUCCGCUCUGUCCUAUCAGAAUCUCUGAUGCCUGCAUCCGUUGAGGAGUUUUUUCCAYGUCCGUCGCACGCCUCUUCAGUCCAUCACUACAGCCCAGAAGAAGACAGACCACUCGGUGUGGAUGAGAACGUCUACAACUAUCACCAUCAGCGUCCUCAUAAUCGCCCGACUCAUACAGGACGAACGUCUACGCCUCACUGCCCUCGGCCAAGUGCGCUGCCACCUCAACUCUCUGGGGYUAAAGGCUUGUACAGGCAGUCUUCUGAGGGCCAUUACAGCUCUUUAGGUUUAAGGCAACCUUUAUCACCUCAAUACAGACGUUACCAUAAAAAUGAGCACCUUACGGGUGGGUUYCACCGGCAACAAGGGCAAUGGCUGAGGUCCGAGGACAGAGUGGUUGGGCACCCAGCAAUCCGGAGGGCUCGCUCUUUCCACGCUCCUCAGAUAAGUCGCUAUGAGUUGGCAAACACGGAAGUUCUCCCAGCUGACACCAUGUUUUAUGUUGAACCAAGGACAGACCAGGAGGAGUGCUAUCGAAGGUUGAUUCAGACUGGCCUGAACCCCGUACGGCCACAGUUUGAGAACACUCGUGCUGAGUACCAAUGCAGCCCCUAUUCUGAUAUGAAUACUGUCGACGGCUCUCGUUAUUUCAUAGAUCCUCGUCGACAAAGUGGUAUUCAACACCACCAGACCUACGCCGUGCAUUCCACAAGGGAAAGUGGACAAUCAGACUACUAUAACUAUUCUCCUCAACGURUCCCUCCUGGGAACAGAGAGCUUUACAUUGAAAGCAGAGGCACUGUUGUUUACGAAGCUACAGAUGCUGAAGUUUUUGAGAGAGUCAUAUAUCAACCAAUCAAGCAAGAGAGUACAUCCAGAGUGAAAAACCCAUACCCUUCUUUGUCUCCCUGCGACAGUCCGGUCUUACAAAGUGAAACUGGAAGCAGAGACAUCGUACACAUAAGAAGCAAGUCAGACCCCGGAAAUGCCAACCUCCUCUCUACUGACAGGACAGAAGGCCAAACGGCCAUAGUUACAUCCCAAACCUCCCCAAGGACUCRACAAGUAGACCCCGAAGUCACCAGGCAGAGGUCUGGUUAUACCUCUGGUGCAGAACUGAGACGGAUUUCGAUCAAAGAGAGCUCCUCGCAGCAGCUUCGCAAAGUCCCCUCACUUCCAGAGAGAGGUUGCCCCAAGUCCUUUGAGCACAAUGAGAGUUGCCGUCCACGAGGUCACGACCAAGAUCGAUUAAUGAUGACCAAUGCUGCCAACAGCUACUCUGGUGUCUGGAAACCCGGCGUCCUCAGGAGAUCUGGCCGAUCACAAAGCACCAGAGAACAUCGCCAAUAUUAUCAUUAUCACACCAAAUCUCCCCUGGAUCCCGAACAUCUGGAAUCGUUUUCGUCACGCCUCCAGAGACGAACUCAAAGCACUAAAGUCAAGCCCACACAGUACGACCACAUGGAGGGGUAUUACGCCGCACCUAGACCUAAAUCUACAAGAUCCAGUAAAGCUGCAUCUGGAUAUUUACCUGGGCAGAGCUGCAUGUCUCCCCGUGGACAGAGACUGCUCUCCAAGGUUCUGGGCCGUGAGGCGUUUUAUCACACUGGUCUGAGAUCAGAGGCUGGGGUCUUCGAAUGAUUCCAACCAUUUGCUUUUUAUCUGAUUCCAUGUUGGGGCCAAAGGAGAGCUGCACUUUAUCCUCAGCUGCACCUACAAGACUGUUGUGCAGAAAGUGUUUUUGUUCUAACGUUCAAGAGCUGCUACAAGAAGUGUUUAACAAGGCUGCAGCUGGGGAGCAAACUGUUGGAACUCCUUUUCUUUCUUUUUUUGUUUUUUUUGUGGUUUCUGUAAAAAAAACUGAAUGGGAGCAAAAUGAAUGACGAUAUUGUCUUAACUUUAAAGCUGUGGAAGAAACUAUAAGAAGCAUGCUUAAAAAACGACCGCUGACAUGUUUUAUUUAGUGUUUAGAGUACAUGACAAGGGACAACAAGGUAAAUUAUUUGUUUAUUAGUAUCAUUUUUAAAAUGUAUAAAACUACCAUUUAUUUUAAAUGUAUUAUACUUCUAUAAAUCACAUCAAAUAUGUGGCCAACGUACUGUACAUUUUGUUUUCUAGUCUGCUCAGACUUCAACAAGCACUUUUGAAGAUGAAACAUGUUUUAACGUGGUGUACAUGGAGACAAACAUCGUAUAUUUUUUCUGUUAGAAACAAGCUUGCUCUGAGUUAUUGUUAAAUGCUAAAAUAGCACUUUGGAGGGGUAAAAAUGGAAGAUAACUUCAUGCAUUCUAACUUUUCAGGGGCCAUUUGCAAAGUUUUCUUUCUCACAUAUUGUUUACUGCAGUCUAAAUGAGUGCUAUGAUUUCUGCUCAAAUCAAUGCUAUAGUGGAGACAAAUGCUAGACCUUAAUGCAAAUCAGCUCCUGCUGUUAGGUGAAAAAGUGUAUUUUCUAUACCAUUGUAGUUUUGUCAUAUAAUGAAAACUUCUUUGCUCUUUAUAGAGAACUUUUAACAAUGUGGUGUUUUACAGGAAACAUGAUGUUGUUUUAUUCAUAAAAGAUGCUAUUUCAAUUUCAGACUUGUAGAAAUGGACAUUCCGGUAACACACGUUAUACGAGUUAUUUUCGUGACAAUAAAAAAAUAAAGAUAUAUUAUUAA